Messenger RNA from Ustilaginoidea virens, 957 nucleotides. RefSeq lists its product as uncharacterized. The coding region runs from base 1 to 957 and encodes 318 amino acids. The record is from RefSeq and is a predicted model, not a curated record. Lineage: Eukaryota; Fungi; Ascomycota; Sordariomycetes; Hypocreales; Clavicipitaceae. The transcript has 2 exons. Gene Ontology annotation, molecular function: glycosyltransferase activity.
AUGCAUCCCACCACCCCAGCAGCAGCCUCACCCGCCGUAGCCCGGCCCCCCGUCCCCUCCGACAAAGCCUGGGCAUCCCUCAUCACCAGCGACGCCUACCUCCCCGGCCUCCUGACCCUCAACCACGCCCUCCGCGGCGUCGGCUCCUCCUACCCCCUCGUGGCGCUCUACACCCCGUCCCUCUCCGCCGCCGCCCUCGCCGCCCUCGCCGCCCGCGCCAUCCCCGCCCUCGCCGUGCCGGCCCUCUCCCCCCGCUCCGGCAAGUCGUACCCCGACGACCCCCGCUUCGACGACUGCUGGACCAAGCUCGUCGUCUUCUCCCUCGUCGGCUUCGCCCGCCUCGUCCUCCUCGACGCCGACAUGCUCCCCCUCCGCAACAUGGACGAGCUCAUGGACCUGCCGCUCGACGCCGACCGGCGCGUCUUCGCCGCCGCCCACGCCUGCGUCUGCAACCCCCUCGGCAAGCCGCACUACCCGCGCGCCUGGGUGCCCCGGAACUGCGCCUUCACCGCGCAGCACGCCGACCCGGACGCCGCGCAGGUCCGCGCGCCCGACGCCGCCGCCGGCCUGGGCGCCCUCAACAGCGGGCUGCUGGUGGUGCGGCCCUCGCACGGGCUGUUUGACCAGAUCGUCGGGCACAUGCACGCCAACGCCGACCGGUACACCCACCCGGACCAGGAUCUGCUGGCGGACCUGUACCGCGGCAGGUGGGUAGCCCUGCCGUACGUGUACAACGCGCUCAAGACGAUGCCGGCGCGGGGGGUGCACGACGCCAUCUGGAGGCCGGGCAGCAUCAAGAACGUGCACUACAUCCUCAGCCCGAAGCCGUGGGAGGAGCUGGACCAGAGCGGCAACUGGACGGGGACAGACGAGACCCAUGCGUGGUGGGUCGAGGCAAACAAGGAAAGGCUGCGGCAGGAGGAGGGCAAGGGCGGCUCGGGGGUAAAAGACGCGUGA